AUGUCCAGAAUAUUCAACGACAAAGAAGAGUCUCUCAACGUUUUGGGGGAAAGUCUCACCAACCUGACAUGGCUCCACCACCUCAACGUCGCAGCCAUAAUGACCCCCACGGACAAGUCUGAGGAGAAUACCAACAAGGACGACAUCCUCAGACUCCCCUCCUCCUCGGAGAUUGUUCAAUACGCAACAGACGAGUCAGAGAAGCCGCCCUACUCCUACACCACUCUGAUCGGACUGGCAUUCCACUCCCUCAAAGCAGACAGACUGAACGUGGGGCAAAUGUGUGACUGGAUAUCCUCUCGCUUUCCUUUCUAUCAAACCUACACCCAAAUGUGGCAGAAUUGUGUCCGACACAAUUUGCAGCAAAGCCGACUGUUCGAACGAGUCCGCAAAAGGAGAGACGACCGCCACAGAGGGGUUCUCUGGCGAAUCUCCGCCCACGUGCGCAUCGAAUGUGUCUCCGAUGAGGAGGAGGUGGGCGAUGAAUCCACCAAGAGAAAGAGACCCCCAAGUCUGUUCUGCACAGAAAACUACCUCAUGGGCGGGGGAGAGAAUCAGAGAAAUAAAAAAAGGCGGGAAGAGGAGUACGACUAUUCGUGGGAUUCCCUCGUUCCCGCCACUCAAAAGGAGGACUGGUUCCCCUCAUACCCCACUGAAAAAACCUUGUUCGACGACUUUGAGAGGGCGGGUCCUGUAUUUGAGGACUUUGACGAGUCAAAAAUGACUUUUCCGGAUUUUUAUAUGGGUGGGGAGUAUUGUGACACGGCAGACAUUCCGGAGUUUACUUCGGCAAUUCACUUUGACCCUCUUUUGUCGUCGACGUGGAGCACGAGCACUCAGGGGAGCGACUCGAGCAGGGAAGGACACGUGCACUACUCAUUUGACACAGAAGGACUCCACUACAACUGA
This is a messenger RNA of Octopus sinensis (East Asian common octopus), 909 nucleotides long. RefSeq names its product fork head protein homolog 2-like. The coding region runs from base 1 to 909 and encodes 302 amino acids. Gene Ontology annotation, cellular component: nucleus. Gene Ontology annotation, molecular function: DNA-binding transcription factor activity, RNA polymerase II-specific; RNA polymerase II cis-regulatory region sequence-specific DNA binding. The transcript has a single exon. Lineage: Eukaryota; Metazoa; Mollusca; Cephalopoda; Octopoda; Octopodidae. Gene Ontology annotation, biological process: regulation of transcription by RNA polymerase II. The record is from RefSeq and is a predicted model, not a curated record.